Cladophialophora immunda is the source of this 2667-nucleotide messenger RNA. RefSeq lists its product as uncharacterized. Gene Ontology annotation, cellular component: nucleus. The record is from RefSeq and is a predicted model, not a curated record. The transcript has a single exon. Lineage: Eukaryota; Fungi; Ascomycota; Eurotiomycetes; Chaetothyriales; Herpotrichiellaceae. Bases 14 to 1159 code for a protein of 381 amino acids.
CUGACAUGUAACAAUGGCAUUGGUCGCAUACUCAGAUUCGGAGGGCUCAGAGGACGAGAAGGUCCUACCGCAACCGAGAGCUGACAAGCCUUCGACGAAGAUUGCGAGCAACACGAACACCAACUUCACUGUCAACAAAGCGAACCCCAGAAAGAUUCAAGUCAAACUACAAGAUACACCCACAAACGGCAAUACAGAUGGAGAGCCUGCUCCGAAGCGACCUCGAAUCGGCGGCGGCGGAGGAACAUUCGGCGGGUUCAACGCGAUGCUGCCUGCCCCCAAACGGGAUGCAGAUACCAAAGCCCCUUCAAAGCCUUCCACGAGGAAAGUCUUUAGCUUGAAGACGGGCGCCGAGCCCGGUUUCAGCAGAGAGGCAGAUGAAGAGUUGCGCAGUCUGUUUGCAGAACAAGAGCAGCAAAGGAAUACCACGAACCCUGAGGCGGAUGAGACUAUACCUGCAAUCCCGAAACGCGCAGAGCCUGCGAUAAACGUGCCGAAGGAACAGUCAAUACAAGGAAAUCCCUUCAUGUUCAAACCCCUCUCCGUGGCACGAAACAAUAAGAAGACAAAAAGGAAAGUCGAUGGUCCGAGACCGGCCAUCAGAGCAGGACACCAUGCGCUCAGGGAUAUAUCUUCUGCGACAUCGCUGGCAGCCGAACCUUCUUUGCCACCGAAGAAAGUCAGCCUCUUCUCCAUGGGCGGAGAGACAACGACGGCGCAACAGCCUCAGGCUCAACAAGACGAGGACGAGAUCGUCGAGUUCCUGGACGAACCACUUGACGAGACCGUCCAAACAACGUCAACAGAAGACCCCGUCCAUGGAUCAGCCGGUUCUGAAGCUCAAUCCCUUGACUCCAUCGCUGCCGAUUUGAAUCUCUCAAAAGCAGCCCGGAGGCAGCUGUUCGGGCGCCGCGGCCAGUCAGGCGGUACUGCCAUCAACGUGGUCAACUUCAAUACAGAUCAAGAAUAUGCAGCGAACGAGGUGCUGCGCGCAAGCGGGGAGCAAGUCCAGCACAAUCCGGUGCGCGCCAUUGCUCCAGGAAAACAUAGCCUGAAGCAACUCGUGAGUGCCGCUACUGGCCAAAAAGAGGCACUUGAGGAGAGCUUUGCAACCGGCAGAAGGAAUAAAAAGGAAGCUGGAAGCAAGUACGGAUGGUGAUAUUGUUUAUUCUGCCUCUGGUCGACGUUUGAGUCGCUCCAUUCGAGCCUAUUUUCGGACGACAGGCCUUUGACGACAGCAUCAUGGCACCGUGGCCCAUUGGUUCACAUAAGGAAAUGAGGUAUCCAAUAAUGAGUGCCGGAAUGAUAACACUAAGAACAUCCCCUCCUUAGCCUUCGCCCAGGUGCUCUGGACCUUACCGUGGCAUUUCAGGCAGGUCUCCCUUGGGGCCAGUGAAAAGCCAUGGCGGAAGAUGAAGGUGUGGCAUUCUGAUGCCUCGCGGCCUGCAGUUGGCGCCGUGUCACGGCACCUGGCCACUGGCAAUCGGGGUCGCGCUUCCUCCUCGCGCAGCUGCCGCAGACAGGCUUCACAGCGUCACAUCUCUUGCGCUGGAGGAUGCAGCGCUCACAUCGGUCACCGGUCGCUCGCUGCAUCGCCUGAGAUCUGCCGCGCCUGCUUCUACCGCCGCCGUCUGGGUCGUUGCCGCCCACGCCGACACCAUUGAUAUUCUUUCCUGUGUCCCUUUCAUGAUGCUCUUCCUCUCCUUCGCCUCCAGAAGGACUGUCUCGGCGGUAGUGACCAGAGCCUCGUCUUGAUGCCGCACUUGCACGCGCUACAGAUACAUCCUCGGGAACGGUUGGGUGCUGCAUAUUGCGAACCGUGUCAGAGGCAAGUGCUAACAGGAAGCAGAGCAGUUGUGGGAGGGCGAACCACAUACCUGAGACUCCCAUUCGCAGCCCAGCACCAGAAGAGCUUCUCGAGCAUGCUGGACCAGACUCUGAUGGUCUCUGCUCUCGGGUAGUAUCGCCCUUCGUAAGCUGGAAUGUCGGCUUUGUGAUUCGGCUUGUUGUGCCGAGUUAUUCGAACCAGACUCAGUGAGCGAGCCAUGACCAUGAGAAUCGUCAUUGUCGCCUGAUACACCCAUCCUGUCGCACCCAACAGAUGAUCUGAUCCCGCAGGCGCGUCUCGGUGAGGGAGAGUCCGUGAGGUCGCGAUACAGUGAGUGCAGGAGAUGUGUUGGCCGUCAGUUUUCAGAAAUGCCUCACCCUCGUCAACAAUGGACGUCGAACGCCAGUUGGUGUUAGUGUUGGUGUUGGUGUUGGUGUUGUUACUGGUAGUACGUCCAUCUUCACUCAGUUGGACUCCUGUACAGCACCAACCAACCUGAUUCACUUUGGCCUCGUCUUCCUUCCUUCCUCUCUUCCUUCACAGCCAUCACGUGAAGGUGAAUGAGUGACUGAUAGACCACCUUGAGAUAGUCUAGUAUAUCACGUCCUUCCUCCCGACAUGGGUUCCCUUUCUGCCUUGGCGUCGAGAGCAAGUGCUUCAGCGCGUGGGGUCUCGCCCUGAGCUGCUUAAAGAGAUACAUUUCCCGCCCGCCAUCUGGAUUUGCGGUUGAUGUAGCUUGGCUAGAUAGCUGUGUACCCAGGACGUCCUACCCAGGGAGUACUGCGUCCGGAGCACCUGUUGAAUCCCGUCCAUAGACAAUCCGAAAGACACCUUUCCGC